This is a messenger RNA of Periophthalmus magnuspinnatus, 2452 nucleotides long. RefSeq names its product leucine rich adaptor protein 1-like. Gene Ontology annotation, biological process: positive regulation of canonical NF-kappaB signal transduction. Lineage: Eukaryota; Metazoa; Chordata; Actinopteri; Gobiiformes; Gobiidae. The transcript has 2 exons. The record is from RefSeq and is a predicted model, not a curated record. The coding region runs from base 196 to 780 and encodes 194 amino acids.
GAGGUAAUGUGAAAUGGUUAAAUGUUUUGACUCGCAGUUACGCAUUGUUCUGUCACAUACUUGAAUGAAAGAGAAAAGGACGCACCGCUUCCUCUGACUGAGCGCAACUUCUGCUACUGACUUUUCACUGCAAUCCACAAGUGUUCCAUCUGUUAACCAGCUUGAAACAUCUCGGCUACAACUGUGACUCAAGCCAUGGACGAAGACAGCAGCGUUUUCCCAGAGUUGAAGGAUUUGGAGACAAAGUUGGGAAGAAAAGUGCCGGAUAGUCUUGUGCGUUCUCUUGUUGGAGGAAAACAGCACGAGAAGGCACAGCGUUCAGCCAAGUUCUGUGCCAAAUCUGCGGACUUUAAACGCCUGGAAAGCAAGAUGUUGCUCCUAAAACAAGAAAUGGCGAACUUACGAGCCAUUGACGUCAAGGUGAUGCAGCAGCUCAUGACCAUCAACGAGGGCAUCGAGUCGAUCCGCUGGAUGAUGGAGGACAAGGGGGGCACUGCCAGUCAAGACGGCAGCCUGUCCGGGAGCCUGUACAGUCUAUCUGACAGUCAGGACGGCAGCUCGUUCAGGGGGAGCAUGAAUAGCUUAAAUGAUGCUAACAGUGACAAUUUGGAUGGGCUCUCGGUGGGCUCGUACUUGGACACUUUGGAGGACAUCCCUGACGACCCCUCGCCCACGGACCUCAGCUCGUACAUGGAGAAAACUGUGAUCAAUGGAGACGCCUUCAGUAAAUCGCCGCUAAAGCUCAGGGUGGAGGCGGAUGAGUACUACUGUUUUGGAUAGUGGGCACCCAGGAUGGACGCUUUUGAGUUUGUUUGGUGUCACAGUUUUCAAGUUGUUGUAAAAACUUUAACCAUGAGGGUAGGGCUGUACAAUAUUGGCAUUAGCUAAUAUCUUGAUGACAUUUUGGCAGUAACUAUAAGGGAUGUGAAGAGGCUGUUUGUGUAGAUACUCUUAAGCUAACAAGAGAUUACUAAACAAGAGGGAUGCAGUUUCUUCGGAAUAAUAAAUCAAUAACUAAAGGUUGGUUAAAAUUGAGUAUACAUUUCAGUCAUAUGCACAGCUAAACAGAACCAUUUUAAGCCUGCAUUUAAAUAUUGUCAAAGUAGAGGCCUGUCUCACAUCUUCAGGAAGACUGUUCCAGGUUUUAGCUGCAUAAAAUUGAAACGCUGGUUCUCCAUGUUUAGUCGUGACUCUGGGCACCAGCAGGAGGCAGGUCCCUGAAGUCCUCAGAGUGUGAGAUGGUUCAUACGGUACUAACAUGUGGGAGAUGUUAGAUGUUACUUUGGUGUUAGGCCAUGGAGAGACUUGUACACAAUCAGAGCGGCUUUAAAGUCUAUUCUCUGAUUCACAGGAGCCAGUGCAGAGACCUGCGCACAGGACACAUGUGUGAAGUCCUUCCUGGUUCUAGUCAGGACCCGAGCAGCAGUGUUCUGGAUGUACUGCAGCUGUCUUAACGCUCAUGUGGAGAGGCCAGUGAGCAGGCCGUUACAGUAGUCUAACCUACUGGAGACAAAUGCAUGGAUAAGUCUCUAUAAGUCUGGUUUAGACAGUAUACCUAUUAAUUUUGCAAUGUUUUUUAUAUAGUUAAAUAUAAAAACACACAAUCACAAUCAUCAAAAGUCCAUAUUGUACAGCCUUACUGAAACCACUAUUACUUUAAGAACACAGUCCCUCCUACGUCACAUUCACUUUUGUCACACCAAAGAAAAGUCCAUGUCCGUGUUCAUGUUUUUAUUUUUGUUCAUGCUGAUAAUGAAACCAAAACUGGUACUUUUUAAGCAUUGUAUUUAUUUUUGAAGUAACUGCCUGGACAUUGUUGUACUGCUUAGAAGCCUCAGCACAGUGGAAACUUCAGUCUGAACUUUAGCAGAGGCUGAACCACAAUGGGCUGAUCUAAGAGAGCAGAGUAUCUGCCAUUCGGAAAAGUAGACAUUUUCUGCGCUGAGUGAUUCAAGGUUACACUGUUUGAAGUGGCCAAGCGGUUGUUUUUACUGUUACAGCAAGUGCAAUUUCCCAUAUGCCAAAUUUUGCUACUGCUACCAGCUACUGUACAGUAUGUUUGUCAUUAUUUUUAUUGACUGAAGCUAAGCCGUCUUUAGCAUAGUCUUAAUUCAAGAGAUUAGCUACACGCUGGUACUCAGAGAUGGUUGACUGAAUUCAUUUGAUGGUCUUAAGGAUAAAUAAUAUAAAACAGAUGGUUGACUAUGGACAUAUGGACGCGUAUGCAAAUGGGCAUAUUAAAGCUAAAACGUUCUAUUGUCAACGGCUUUAAACAGUGACUUUCUAUGAUUUACGUUUGUAUUGUUGAUAUUUUGUGAAGUUUUGUGAAAAUGAAAAUAAUAUAUGGAAAUUGUAUAUCUUUUGUCAUUUUUUAGAUACAAUUCAAUCUCACAAGAUCAGUUUAAAGACAUUAUUCCAUUAUAGUCGCAAACAAGACUAAAAAAACUCACUC